Westerdykella ornata is the source of this 1420-nucleotide messenger RNA. Its product is annotated as acid phosphatase/Vanadium-dependent haloperoxidase. Gene Ontology annotation, biological process: phospholipid metabolic process. The coding region runs from base 149 to 1372 and encodes 407 amino acids. The transcript has 3 exons. NCBI's taxonomy places the organism in Eukaryota, Fungi, Ascomycota, Dothideomycetes, Pleosporales, Sporormiaceae. Gene Ontology annotation, molecular function: phosphatidate phosphatase activity. The record is from RefSeq and is a predicted model, not a curated record.
AGCCGCUCACGAUCCAAAAUCCUAGGGGUUCCAGCUUUUCUUUCAUCUUGUAUAGCACUUCGCCGCUGGGCGCAAGUUACAAAACUGGAUUCUCUCUCUUUUUCUCUUUCCAUUCAAAAGAAAGCGUCCUGUGUACACUAGCCUCAUCAUGAGGUCCUUGAACUUCGCCCUUCCGUCGAAGCGGCUGAUAUUCUCAUAUAUCUUUGAUUGGAUAGUAAUAAUUGCCAUAGCAGCGGUUGGCGCGGCCUGGGAUGGCAUUACACCGUUCCACCGACCCUUCUCUCUCGUCGACCUCUCGAUAUCAUACCCCUUCGAAACCAAAGAAACUAUACCAACAUGGUUGCUCGUGGUAGUAUCCCUUGUCAUCCCCGCCGCAAUAACGUUCAUCGUCUGCUUGGUCUUCGUUCCUGGCCCAACCGCCAGGAAGGGGACCCCCCUGUCUUUGAUUUGGAGGAGGAAAGUGUGGGAAUGGAAUACUGCUUGGAUGGGACUGGGGAUGUCUCUUGCGACGGCCUUCAUGGUUACACAGGGGAUGAAACUUCUGUUCGGAAAACCUCGACCUGAUCUCUUGUCUCGCUGCCAGGCUGAUCGAUCCCGCAUUGCGCAGACCGAUGUGGGCGGAUAUGCCGAGUCUUUCAAUGCGCUCUGGGUCCUUGUGACAUCUGACGUCUGCACCCAAACAAAUGACGAUAUCCUGCAAGACGGGUUCAAGUCGUUUCCCAGUGGGCAUGCAAGCUUCUCUUGGGCCGGCCUCCUCUACCUGACUCUAUUCCUGGCAUCUAAGUUCGCCGUUGCGAUCCCCUUCCUUCCUCCUCGUCCUUUCAGCACAAAUCCGGAUUACACCUCCGCCGUUGCACCAUCCAAUCUGAAACAAAAGGGCAUCCUGCCCACCCACAACAAGGCACGUACUGAGUCCGGCCUCUCUUCUCCCGGUUAUGCGGAAGACCAUGUUGUACCUAUCCGAUAUCAGGCGGCAGCACCUCCAGUCUGGACACUAGUGCUCGUUCUCGUGCCCAUUGGCGCAGCAAUCUACAUUACGAGUACGCGAUUCACGGACUACCGCCAUCACGGCUGGGACCUCAUUUUCGGUAGUUUGUUAGGAAUUACGACGGCUUGGUUCAGCUUCCGAUGGUACCAUCUCCCCAUCACUCGGGGCGCCGGGUGGGCCUGGGGACCUCGGUCCUACAAGCGUUCAUGGGGCAUUGGUGUCGGCGUGGGCUCGUAUGUAGGAACGGAAGGCUGGAGCCACCGAGGUGAAUCGAAGAAGGCGGAACGGGGCCCAUUAGAAGGAAAUGGCAUCCCACAGGAUGGGAUCGCGGAGAAUGAAGCGCAUCCGCAGGAGUACAGGGCGCAUGGAGCGAACGCAGUAUAACACACCUAUUCAUUUAUCCCACUUAUAGGUGGGCACCGGAGUUUAGGA